AUGGUUCGUUUUUUUUUCCAGAUUUUUAGGGGUUCAAUAUAUUUUUUCAGGCUUUUCUAGGAAUUUCAAUUUUUUUUAAAGGAUUUUUCAGUUUUGACAUGGAAAAUUUGUUAAGACUCUCUCAAAAAAAUUAAAUUUUUCCGUUUUUUUAUAAAUUUUAAUUUUUUUAUUUUUUUCAGGUUUUUUUAUGGUCGUUUUUUUCCCAUUUCAUUUUGAGAAAAAAAUGAUUUUUAAUAAUUCCUGAAUUUUUUUAACUUCGAGAAAAAAAUCCGAUUUUUUUGAAAAAAAGCUUGUAAAAGUUGAACUAAAAAAAUAUUUUUUUCUGUAAAGAAAAAAAUUAUUUUUUUCGUGGUUUCUAACUGAUUUUUCUUGUUUAAUUUUUCAAAAAAAUAUCUUUCUAAAAAAAGUCCAAAAAUAUGUUUUUUUCGAUAUAAAUUUAGGCAUUUGCGCUGAAAAAUCUUGACAAGAAAAAAAUUUUUCAAAUCGAAUUUUUUUGAGGUGAAAAAAAUCCAUUUCAGAUUAAAAAUCUUCAAUUUCAAGCUAAAUAGGAGUCAAAUAAUCAAAAAUUAAUUCCAUUAAAGUUGAUAAAAAAAGAAUUUUAAUUAAGAAAUUGAACCGUUUUAAUGAAAAAUAAUCAAUUUUUGAACGUUUAGAUUCGCGUUUUUUUGGACUUUAAAUUCGAGGCCGAGCCGAAAAGGAACGUCUCCGUGGUCGGAGGGGUACAGUUGGACUGCCACUACGUUGUUGGCAACGAAAAAUUGCUGAAAGACGUGAAAAUCGAGUGGAAACGCGAGGGAACUCUUAUCAACGAGAGGACCAAUCCGAGGAUGUCAGUUUGGGCGGGAAAAUUGGGGAAAAAUCGUCUUUUUUCCGGUUUUUUAGGAAAAAUGUGCUUUUUGGAAGGUUUUUUCAUGGGUUUUUGAGAUUUUUGUGUAGGAAAAAUGAAGGAUAAGUUAGAAAAAGGAGAUUUUUUAACGGUUUUUUAAAGAAAUUACAUUUUCGGUAGUUUUUUUUGUUAACCAGUAGUAGUUUUUGAGUGGGAGAAUCGGGAGAAAUUCAUUUUUUUCGGCUUUUUUUGGGGGCAAAAUGGGCUUUUUUUCAGUUUUUUUGAGAGUUUCGUGUAGGAAAAAAAUGAUGGAAAAAAAUGAGAAAAAUCAUCAUUUUUCUGGUUUUGGAGAAAUUUGGAUAGCCUUUUUCCAGUGGUUUGUAGUAGUUCUGUGUGGUAAAAUCAAAGAAAAUUGAGAAAUAAGGGGAAUUUUAACCGUUUCAUGAGAAAUUACGCCUGUUUUCUCUGUUGUAAAACUUUUAGGUGAAAAAAUUGAUAGAAAAAUUAAGAAAUUGACCAUUUUUUGAGAAAAAUUAUGUCUCUCCGCGGAUUUUACUCAGUUGCUUGUAGGAGUUUCGUGUUGAAAAAAAUCGAAAAAAAGUUCACAAAUUUGCUGUUUUUUUCGGGAAAAAAAUAGUUCUAUCGGAAGCCUUUCAUGCGCAAAAUUAGAUAUAUUAACUUUUUUUCUAUAAAUUUGUUAAAAUGCAUUUUUAACUUCAUAUAAAAACGCUUUGAUGAUUGAUUUUAGCGUUAUCCUUUUCAAGGUUAUUCAGAAAAAGUAUACUCAAAAUUAUUUCAUUAUUAUUUCACUUUUUCGGUUUUUAGAGACGUUUUUAAAAAAAUAUUUUUUUCUUGAAAAAAACACUAUUCCGUAUGAUUUGGGCCCUUUUAAGACAAUUUUUUAAAUUGAAUAAUCUUCACCAGUGACUGUGUAUGCAACAAAAUGUGCUACAGUAAUAUAAUCGGAAAUUAAUGAUGGCCGAGACUUUCAGCACCCUUUUUGCACCCCUUUUUCACUUUUUUUGAAGCUUUUUAGUCCACCAAGAAAGAAAGGCUCAAUAAAGGCCGCAAAACAGGAACCUUUUAGCAGCCAUUUUGCAGUCACUCCCUUCAGAAAAGGACCCUUUACAGGCCCUUUGAGGGUCCGUAAUAGGUGCAAAAAGGUUUCCAAUAAUUGUUCCUAAACGGGUGGCAACGCUUUCCUUUUUACUGCCUUUUUCUGCCGUUUCAUUAGCCUUUAUUGACCCUUUUUGGACCCUUUUGAGAAAUACGAAUUUUUUUUAGAUGGAGAAUAAUUUUUACAAGGGACUGUGUAUGAACCACAAUAAGCUACAGUAAUAACAUCGGAAAUUAUUGAUGACCGAGACUUUUAGCGCCCUUUUUUCACCCUUUUUUCGCCCGUUUUGCACCCUUUUUGCACCCUUUUUAGCCCAACAAGAAAAAAGGCUCAAUAAAGGCCCCAAAACGGAACCCUUUUAGCAGCCAUUUUGCACCCCUUUUCCGCAUUUUUUCUUACUUAACUGUCCGAUUUUUCCACGUUUCUCCAAGAAAGCUGCACUCAAAAGACCAGUAAACAAACUAUUUCAUAACUCCUCCUUUUUUGGGUCCAUUUCCAAACGUCUGACUUUACUAGAAGCUUAUAUUCGAGUGCAGAAAUGUUGCCAAAGGGAUUACGAAGCUUUUGGGGGAAAAGUCUUGCGAAACGGCCAAAAGCCGCGUCUCGUUCAUGCAUGAACAAAGUGAUUUGCAUAUUGCGUCCCCCCCGCCGAAAUUUCCUUGGGUCCAGAACAAUGUCACCAGAUUUUGGCGUUUAAUUGUGGGUAAUUAAGCGUUUUUCGGGGUUCCUAAAGAGUUCAGUUGACUAUUUUCGAUAGGAAGUACUCCGGAAAGUACAGAAAUGAUACUUUAAAAAUAUUUUAUUGAAAACUUGAGGGUAAAUAGGCGAUUUUCAAGGUUUCUAAGGACUUUAUUCAAUGGGAAAUACUUCGGAAAGUACAAAAAAAUGAUACUUUAAAAAAAUAUUUGAUUGAAAAAAAUUGAGGGUAACUAGGCAAUUUUCGGGGGUUUAAGAAGUUUUUGUGGAGUUGGAGUUUCUACAAUAAAUUGUUUCUUGAUAAGUUCAAAAAAAUGGUGGUUUUUUUGAGCAAUAUGAUCAUAAAAUUGUGGGUAAUUAGGCGUUUUUCGGGGCUUCUAAAGACCUUAAUCAACUGGGAACAUUUCGGAAAGGACAAAACAUGAUCCUUUCGAAGUAAUUUGAUCAUAAAAAAAAACUAUUUUGUGGAUUUUUCCCUUUUUUUCGUUUUACCGUUGAAAAUUUUUAUCCAACUAAACACCUAACACAUAAAAAAAGUACCACGAACCUAAAUUUCAAACGUUUUUCUUGCAGAAAAAAUGAUUUACCUAAUAAAGACUUUUCGUAUGGAGACUUUUUUCUGACAUAGUCCAUGCUCCUUUAAAAAUGAAAUACAAAAGGAUUAUAAAGAAAAUUUUCAAAUGGUGAAUUUUAAGCUCUUUGUUACCAAUAUCUUCAUCAGAAUGGAUUCCGGAUCAGAAUGACAAAUCCGAGCCCAAAUAUGUAAUCGAAUAUGGGGAAGGUCUCGUUACGCAAGUCUUUCUGUUGGCGGACGCAUUGACUCGGGUUAAAAUUGCAAUUAAUUGCAUCGAUCUUUCGGGGCUUUCCUGUCAGAGCAAAUUGCGGUUUGAAUAGGAUUUCAGGGGAAUUGUCAUCAUAAUUAUAGGAAAAAUAAUGUUUUUUUGAGUCUAUUCGAACUUAUAUCGUUUAAAAAUGCUUGAAAAUCAAAUUUUAGACUCGUUUUUCUGUAUACUUUUUUCAAGAUUGCACUUUCCAGAUAGAAAACUUUGUCAAAUUUCGUUUUCACUCGGAUUUCGGGGCAUUUUUGAACCUUUAUUUGGAUAUAAAAACGUUUUUUGCAGUUUUUUUGAACUUAAAUAGGAUUUCAGGGGAGUUUGAUCAUAAUUAUAGGUAUAAGAACGUUUUUUUGUAGUUUAUCCGGGUUUUGAUCGCUAAAAAAUGGUCAAAAUAUGAAUAUAAGACGGUUUUUAGUAGUUUUUUCGGAUUUGAACAGGAUUUCAGGGGAAUUUUCAUCAUAAUUAUAGGUAUAAGAACGUUUUUUGUAGUUUUAUAGAGUUUUAAUGGCCAAAAAAAGCCUGAAAAUCAAGUUUUAGAACGAUUUUUCUUUAUAAUUUUUUCAAGGUUGCAUUUUCAAGCUGAGAGCUUUGUAAAAAUUCAUUUUUACUUGGAUUUUGUGUGAUUUUUGACUCUAAACUUAGAUAUAGGACAGUUUUUUUCGAAGUUGGAUCGCUUAUAAAUGCUUAAAAAAAUCAAUAAAAAAAUUCCCUUUAUUUUUAGGAAAAAAAUUGGUCAAAUUUUUGUUUUUUUACUAGGAAUUUGUGGCGUUUUUUUACCCUUUAUUUGAAUAUAAGCCAGUUUUCAGUAGUUUUUUUCGAUCUUGAAGCGUUUAUAAAUGCUCAUAAUCAAUAGAAAAUUUUUUUCAAGUUGAAACAUUUUUUUCAAAAAAAUUCGUUUGCACUUGGAUUCCGUAGAAUUUUUGACUUUUUUUCGACUUUUUGGACACUAAAUUUGAAUAUAGGAUAGUUUUUUCGAACUCGAAUCGCGUAUAAAUGCCUAAAAAAUCAAUAGGAAAAUGUUUGAAAGUUGAGAAAUUUGGUCAAAUUUCAUUUUUUUCUCGGAUUUCUGUGAAUUUUCGGCUGGAAAAUGAUCAUUUUAUGUAGAAAAAAAGUGUGUUAAAAAAACUUUGAAAUCCAAUAUUGCCCUGAAAUUGAAAUUUUUUUAGCUUCUUAAAUUUCAUCUAAAAAAAUGCCAAAUACUUCAUUUUUCCACCAUUUUUUUGUCAUAUUUUUCUUCAAAAAAAUAGAAAAAAAGCCCUAGGAAGGUCUUCCGAAGGCUAUUCUUCAAAAUGAUGAUCAAAAAAAGGGGGAAGGACCACCCGAAAAAGAUCACUUUGCGAAGAUCAACCACAGAUGCCGGGUGAAUUAUUUGCCGCCGAUCCUGCGGAGACGGAAAAAAAAACUCGUGUAGGAAAAGGCGACGGCCAGAUGGCAGCUGGUCACUGCAAGGUCGAGCCGUUUGAGUAAGAGGGGGAUGGGAGCCGAUUCGAAUCGAUACACGCACUUUUUCUUGAUGAGAAGUGGGUUGCGAGGAGAUUUGGAGGGGCCUGGGUGGAUUAUUUUGAAGAAAAAUAUGAUAAACUAUCAAAAAAUGAUUAUAAAAGUUCCAAAAAGUAGAUUUUUUAAACUUUUUCUUGAUGGAAACUGAGAUUUGAGUGAUUUGGAGGGACCUGGGUUGAUUAUUUUAAGAAAGAAAAAGAUAAAUUUUCAAAAAAAUGAUCAUCAAAGUUCAAAAAGGGUUUGUAGAAUUCAAAAAAUUGAUUUUUUUUUUAAACUUUUUCUUAAUGGAAACUGAGAUUUGAGUGAUUUGGAAGGACCGAAAGAGACAACUUUUUGAAAAAAAUGUACCCAUUAUCGUUGGAGCGCAUUUGAUGAUAAAAAAAGAGCUGAGACCUUCCCGUGAAGAAAUUUUCCAAAAUCGAAACAAAUUUCAUCAAUUUAUCAUUGGAGCGCAUUUGACGACAAAAAAUAGCCAAAAAAUCUCAAUGAAUUUUUUUUAUAUAUCAUUGGAGCUGGGUGGAUUAUUUUAAGAAAAAAAUACGGUAAUUUAUCAACAAAAAAAUUAUUAUAACAGUUCAAAAAAACAAGUAUAUAGAAUUCAAAAGAAAGCCUUUCCCAUAUAUUUUGAACUUGUGGUACUAAUUUUCCGACUUUAAAUUUCUGGCGUUCCUUUUUUCAAAGAAACCCCGAAAGCCAUUCCAAAUGCGGCCGAUUCGAAUCGAUAUACGCACUUUUUCUUAAUGAAAAAUGGGGUUGCAAGGAGAUUUGAGUGAUUUGGAGGGACCUGGGUGGAUUAUUUUGAAGAAAAAUUAUGAUACAAUAUCAAAAAAUGAUUUUGGAAGUUCAAAAAAGAGGUAGUUUGACUUCAAAAAGUUGAUUUUUCAAACUUUUUCUUGAUGGAAACUGAGAUUUGGGUGAUUAGAAGAGACUUGGGUGGAUUAUUUUAUGAAAAAUGGGAUAAACUUUCGAAAAAUGAUUGUAGAAGUACAAAAAAGGGCGAAUUGACUUCAAAAAGUUGAUUUUUCCAAAUUUUUAUCGAUAAAAACUGAGAUUCGGGUGAUUAGGAGGGACCAAGGUUGAUUAUUUUGAGAAAGAAAAAAAGAUAAAUUUUUCAAAAAAAUGAUGAUCAAAAAUUCAAAAAAAGAGUAGAUAGAAUUCAAAAGACAGACUUUCCCAUAUAUUUUUGGACUUGUGGCACUAAUUUUCUUACUUCAUAUUUUUUGGCGUUCCUUUUUUUAAAAGGUCCGAAAGCCAUUCCAAAUGCGGGCCGAUUUGAAUGUAUUAACGAACUCCAGAGUGGUCCCUAUAGGGGCAACCUUAAAGGACCUUGGUGGGCCCCUCUAGGGACCACUUUACCAACCUUUAUAGGGACCAUUAAAGCUUGCAAAAGUGGUCUUUUUCUGGAAAAUUGGAUAAUUCGAAGCUGAUAGAGCUUUUUAAAGUUUAGUUUUUAAGUGAUAUGAAAGAAGACACUCUCAGAAGCUCAGAAAAGUUGAUUUUUCCCGAAUCGGACCAUUUGAACCGAAAUUGUGAAUUUUUGAAGUUUUCAUGUCUCGAUUUCUGGCCUGAAAUUGUCGGAAAUUUAGUUUUUUUAGAGUUUUUUGAGGCUUGAUCUUUAUUUUAUAUGAAAGAGGACACUCUAAGGGACUGAGAGAAGUUGAUUUUUUCGGAAUCGGACCAUUUUAACCGAAAUUGUGAGUUUUUGAAGUUUACAUGUCAUGAUUUCUGGCAAGAAAUUGACGUAAAAUAGGAAAUUUCGGAACUUUUUAAGGUUUGAUCUCUAACCGGUAUAAAAGAGGACACUCUAAGGGACUGAGAGAAGUUGAUUUUUCCGAAUUUGGACCAUUUUAACCGAAAUUGUGAGUUUUUGAAGUUUUCAUGUCCUCAUUUCUGGCCUGAAAAUGUCGGAAAUUUAGUUAUUUUAGAGUUUUUUGAGGUUUGAUCUUUAUUUUAUAUGAAAGAGGACACUCUAAGGGACUGAGAGAAGUUGAUUUUUUUCGGAAUCGGACCAUUUUAACCGAAAUUGUGAGUUUUUUUGAAGUUUACAUGUCAUGAUUUCUGGCAAGAAAUUGACGUAAAAUAGGAAAUUUCGGAACUUUUUUUAAGGUUUGAUCUCUAACCGGUAUAAAAAGAGGACACUCUAAGGGACUGAGAGAAGUUGAUUUUUCCGAAUUUGGACCAUUUUAACCGAAAUUGUGAGUUUUUGAAGUUUUCAUGUCCUCAUUUCUGGCCUGAAAAUGUCGGAAAUUUAGUUAUUUUAGAGUUUUUUGAGGUUUGAUCUUUAUUUUAUAUGAAAGAGGACACUCUAAGGGACUGAGAGAAGUUGAUUUUUUCGGAAUCGGACCAUUUUAACCGAAAUUGUGAGUUUUUGAAGUUUACAUGUCAUGAUUUCUGGCAAGAAAUUGACGUAAAAUAGGAAAUUUCGGAACUUUUUAAGGUUUGAUCUCUAACCGGUAUAAAAGAGGACACUCUAAGGGACUGAGAGAAGUUGAUUUUUUCGGAAUCGGACCAUUUUAACCGAAAUUGUGAGUUUUUGAAGUUUUCAUGUCCUCAUUUCUGGCCUGAAAAUGUCGGAAAUUUAGUUAUUUUAGAGUUUUUUGAGGUUUGAUCUUUAUUUUAUAUGAAAGAGGACACUCUAAGGGACUGAGAGAAGUUGAUUUUUUCGGAAUCGGACCAUUUUAACCGAAAUUGUGAGUUUUUGAAGUUUUCAUGUCCUCAUUUCUGGCCUGAAAAUGUCGGAAAUUUAGUUAUUUUAGAGUUUUUUGAGGUUUGAUCUUUAUUUUAUAUGAAAGAGGACACUCUAAGGGACUGAGAGAAGUUGAUUUUUUCGGAAUCGGACCAUUUUAACCGAAAUUGUGAGUUUUUGAAGUUUUCAUGUCCUCAUUUCUGGCCUGAAAAUGUCGGAAAUUUAGUUAUUUUAGAGUUUUUUGAGGUUUGAUCUUUAUUUUAUAUGAAAGAAGACACUCUAAGGGACUGAGAGAAGUUGAUUUUUUCGGAAUCGGACAAUUUGAACCGAAGUUGUGAAUUUUUGAAGUUUUGAUGUACUGAUUUCUGGCCAGAAUUAGGCGGAAAUUUGGAUAUUUCGAAAUUUUUUAAGGUUUGAUCUUUAACGGGUAUGAAAGAGGACACUCUAAGGAACUAAGAAAUGUAGAUUUUUCUCGAAUCGGACAAUUUUGAUCGGAGUUAUGAAUUUUUGAAGUUUUUUUGUACUGGAUUCUAGCCGGAAAUUGUCGGUAAAUUGGAAAUUUUAGAACUUUUUAAGGUUUGAAUUUUAAAUGAUAUGAAAGAGGACACUCUAAGGAACUUAGAAAAGUUCAUUUUUCCGGAUUUGGACCUUUUGAAGGAGCUUUAUGAAUUUUCGAAAUUUUUAUGUACUGUUUUCUGGCUUGAUAUUGGCGGAAAAUUGGAUAUUUUGUAGCUUACAGAGCUUUUUUAGGUCAGAUAUGAAAGAGGAAACCCUAAGGAACUAAGAAAAGUUGAUUUUUUCGGAAUCGGACCAUUUGAACCGAAAUUGUGAGUUUUCGAAGUUUUCAUGUCCCGAUUUCGGGCCCGAAAUUGUCGGGAAAUUGGGUGUUUCGGAAUUUUUUAAGGUUAAAGUGAUAUGAAAUGAAGAAGAAUCAUGAUCUCAUGUUAAAAUUUCUCAUUAUUAAGAUAUAAUUUUUCCAGAAAAAUCCUCUCAAGCGGCUCGCUCCUACUGAACGACGUCACGCCUUCAGAUGAGGGGAACUAUCAGUGCGUCGUCCAUCUGACGUCGUCUUCAUCCUCAGCUUCUGCCCAAAUCACCACUUGGACAUUUCUCAGCAGACGGGCUCAGAUCAAGGUCGCCGACCUUUCCAAGUGAGUUUUGAACGAUAAUGGCAUGUUUAAUUGAGGUUACCGUUUCAUUUUAAAGUUAAAAGGUGACGAAAUUGUUAAUUUUUGUUGUUCAUGGUUCGUUAAAGGGAUGCUUUCGGGAGUUAGGGGAAAAAGUGGUCCCUAUAGGGGUUUAGGGUCUGACUCCUUAGCCACUAAAGCGGUCCCUACAGGGGUCAUGUAGUUGCCAAUUUUUGUCAUUUCUAUACAGUCAUAGUGGUCCCUCUAGGGGUUAAGGAGAAAAAAAGAGCCCUUAUGGGGGACAAAAAAAGUGGUCCCUCUGGGGUUAAGCGUCUGACUCCUUGAGUGGUCCCUACAGGGUUUUCUCUUUUUUUUUUUGAUUCAAAAGAGAAAAAAAGUAUUGCUAGCUUAGUGUCCCCUAUAGGGGAAGGUAAAGUGGUCCCUGAAGGGAGAUUUUCAAGGGCCCCUAUAGGGACCACUUUGGAGUUCUCCGCGAAAUGCCAAAGUAACCGUCAAAUAAUGAAAAAGAUAACUGAAUUUUGGAGAGUCAGAGAAAAAAUGUUGAUUUUUGGAAAAUUGCAUCUUCUUGAGAUAUUUCAUGAGAUUUUUUUAAUUUUUUUGAUUUUUUUGCCGCAACGCGACCGUGACGCUCUGAGCCAUUCCAAAUGCGGCCAAAUUUCAAAUUAAACUGGGUAAAACACUUUGACAGAUCUCUCUGAAAAAAAAUUUGAAAAAAAUUGAGAAAAAUUCAAAUUUUUUCUCUGGAUUAUCCGUGGAGCGCACUUUAUCAUGCCUAACCAUUUUUGACGGCUUUUUUUCAAAUCUUAUGUAUUUCUGAUGAUUUUUUUAUUGUAUUUUCCUUAAGAAUAUGAUAAUUUCUUCAGAUUCGAUGAGCAACCUGUCGACAGGAGCUUGAAUAAAGGACAACCGACCGCUUUUUAUUGUUCAAAUGUAAGCUUUUUUUAAAAAAAAACGAAAAAAAUCACGAAAUUCAGAAACUUCGACCUUCCCCUCGCGUUACCUGGUACCACAAUGAUAAGCCGAUCACGUCUGGACGUGAGUUUUUUGUAUUUUUUAAGAAAAAAAUGGUAGGAUUUGUACUGAAUAAAAAAAAUUUUUUUGUACAGAAAAUUAUCCCAAAUAGCUGUUUCAUCAUUUUUAUAAAAAUUAGUAAUGAAUUUUUGUUUCAAUGGGUCAGGUGUGUGGACUUUGGUACUUUGGUACUAAAUUGGUACUUUUUGAGCUAUAAAAUGAGAGGGUUUGUACUGAAAUUUUAAAAAAAGUUAUUCAAAUUACGGUUUUUAGAGAGUUCCUCGAUAUCACUGUUUCAAGAAUUUUUAUAAAAUGAACCAUGAAAUUUAAAUUUGAUCGAACCUUCUGUUUUUUUAUUUUUUUAAGAUUCGUGCUUUUCGACCAACAUCAGGAUAAGUACUGAAUUAUGAAAAAAAAAAAGUCGCCUAGGGGAUUUCCCUAAAUGACUGUUUUUCCGUACUUUUUGAGCUGAAAAUGGUGGGAUUUGUACUGAAUAAAAAGUGAAUUUAUUUGAAGUUACCAUUUCUAGAGAAUUUCUCGAUAUCACUGUUUCAAGAUUUCAAUAAAAGGAAUAAUGAAUUUUUGUUUCAAUGCUUCCUCUUCGUCUUCUUAAAAUUCUUCUUUUUGAGCUAAACAUUUUAGGAUUUGUACUGAAUAAAAAGUGAAUUUAUUUGAAGUUACCAUUUCUAGAGAUUUUCCCUAUAUCACUGUUUCAAGAUUUUUUUAUAAAAUAAAUAAAGAAUUUAAAAAUUUGAUGGACUUCUCUGCGUUUAUUUUAAAAUUCGUGCUUUUCAAAAAAUAAUGGGAUUUGUACUGAAAUAUUUAAAAAAACAUUUCUAUAAAAUCCCCCCGUUUGUACGUUUCAAGACUUCUAUAAGGUGAAUAAUAAUUUUCAGUUUUGAUGAUCUUUCUCUCGAAGCGCCUUUUAAGAAAACUUUAAUUUAUUAUUCACCUUUUUUUGCAUAUUUAACGUUUCGAGCCAUUUUUCAGUUUUUCAUGUCCCUCAGCUUUUUAAAUAUCGAAUUUUGAUCAAUUUGUAGCAAUUUUGGCUCAAAAAAAGUAAGGUUUUUUUAGUGGUUUUUCCAAGUCAUUAAGAUCUUCGAAAAAUUGGCUCCAGUUGUAUUUAAAUUUAUUUUCUCUUGGAAGAAUGCUUCAAUUAGUUUUUUCGAGGUCUCUGAGCCUUUAAAAGUUACCUCAAAACGUGAAAAAAUUUGUAUUGUGUUUGAAAAUUCCAAUUCCAUGAAGUUUUAAGCUACAAAUUUUGGAAUUUCAGCUUUUUUGAGCUGUGAGGACAUCAAAAAUCUGGAUUUUAUCAAAUUGAGACCUUUUUUCGAAAACAAGGAAGCGGAUUAAUAUUUUUCCAGCGUUUUUGAACCAUAAUUCUGCUAAAAAUUGUAUUUUUUUGGAAUAUUUUGCAAGACAAUUCGAAUUUUUCCGUUUUUUCAGCCAUUAAAACGGUCGAAAUUGGAAUUUUAUUGGAUAUAGACUUUUUUUUUCAAAAAUGAAGAAGCUCUUGACUAUUUAUUCCAGCUUAUUGAACGUUUAAAACUUCUCCUGAAACGUAGAAAAAGCGGGAUUUUGUGGAAAAAGUUAAACUAUAUCGAAAAACGCGUUUUCGUGAACUUUUAAGCUGCAAAAUUUGAAAUUUUCCACUUUUUGAGCUGUUUGAACGGACAAAAUCCGGAUUUUAUUGAAUGUAGACAUUUUCUUUUCAAAAAAUGAAGCUCCUAACUGUUUUUUUAAACUCUUCUCACUUCUAAAAUUGCCUUGAAACCUAGAAAAAACGAAAAUUUCCAGAAAAAAGCCCACAAUUCUGCUGAAAAAUGUCUUUUUUGGAAUAUUUUGCAACACAAUUCGAAUUUUUCCGUUUUUUCAGACAUUAAAACGGACGAAAUUGGAAUUUUAUUGGAUAUAGACCUUUUUUCAAAAAUGAAGAAGCUCUUGACUAUUUAUUCCAGCUUAUUGAACGUUUAAAACUUCUCCUGAAACGUACAAAAAGCGGGAUUUUGUGGAAAAAGUUAAACUAUAUCGAAAAAUGCGCUUUCUUAGACUGUUUUGCUACAAAAUUGUGUUAUUUUUCGUUAAAUACAAGUUUUUAGAGUUUUUUUUUGAAGUUCAAGUUUUUUUUGAGCCAUUCAAACUCUCAAAAUCUGAAUUUUUAAGCCUUUUUUUUUCAAAAAUUGAAGUUUUUUAGCACUUUUCCUAGCUCUUUGAACCUUUAAAAGUUACCUUGAAAGCUAGAAAAAACGAAAUUUUCCAGAAAAAAGCCCAUAAUUCUGCUGAAAAAUGUAUUUUUUUCGAAUAUUUCGCUACGAAUUACGAAUUUCAAAGAAUUUAGAGCUUUUUUUCAUAGAAAAAUGAAGCUUUCAAAUGUUUUUUUCUAGCUCUUCUAACUUUAAAAUUGCCUUCCAACUCUGGGAAAGACGAAAUCGUCCGGAAAAAAAUAGCUGAAAAACAUUCUUCGACUAUUUUGCUACAAAGUUGUGUUAUUUUUCGUUAAAUUCAAGUUUUGUAAGAGUUUUUUGAGCCCAGACUGUAAAUAUCUCGAUUUUUCAGAAAAUGAAGUUUUCAACGGAUUUUUCUAGAUCUUUGAACCUUUAAGAAAGUUACCUUGCAAUCCAAAAAAAAAACGGGAUUGUCCUUAGAAAACGGGUAAUUCGGCUGAAAAUUGCAUUUGGCCGUUUCGGGCCAUCACCAAUUCAAGGCCAAAUCUCUAGAGCCCCCCAUUCAGGGGCAAAAUGGCCGUAGAAGGGUCCUCAAGUUGGUCCGUUUCGAUCUGAGAUCCCCAUCUUUGAUAAGCGUCCGCUUGGGGUUCGGCCAGCGUUCCAUUCACAGAUUGACCCUUUCCGAGGGGUGCGUCUUAAUUUUGGCAACAGGGUUAAUUAAUUAGAAGGUUUUUAUGAGGAUUUGAGGAAUGUACUUUAAAUUUGAACGCAAAAAAUCGAGAAAAUAGGAUAAAAAUGUUAGGAACUCCAGAGUGCUCACUAUAGAGGUUAGGGGUCGAAUUAGUGGUCCCUAUAGGGGUUAAGGGUCGAAAAAGUGGCCCCUAUAGAGGUUAGGGUGUCGAAAAAGUGGUCGAGGGACCACUGCGUAGUUUCUAAGUAAUCCAAAAAAAUUAUGAAAAAAAGUUAUUUUAAGUUCAGAGUGGUCCCUAAAGGGGACCUUCCAAGGGCAACUAGAGGGACCACUCUGGAGCUCCUAAGGAUUCAAAAAAACAGCCGCUUCGGGGAUGCGCUUUAAUUUUGGGAAGAAAGAUAAUUAUUUUAAAAAAAAGAUAUGUCUUUCAGUUCAAAAAAAUCGAGAAAGAAGCUCGAAAAUGAGAUAGGUUCUUCACUUUCCAAAAUUUGGUUUGAGAUAUUUUUGGAUUUUUUUUUUCUUUCAAUGUAAAAGGUUAGGCAUUUUUGAUCGAAAAAAGUCAUUUUUUUAUUUCAAAGAAAAAAAAUCCUUUACUCAUGUCUUUACUGAUGUACACAGUACAAGAAGUGUUUGAAAAACGCGAUUUUUAAAUUUUCUUCCAGAAAAAAUUUCUAGCCACGUUUUUUCAGCCGAAUUCCACGUCCUUCCGGUAACCAAUACCCUGGAAAUCAGUUCGACCCAACCACGACACGAAGGAGUUUACAAGUGCGCGAUCGAAGGGGCCGGCAAACGGCGGGUCAGCCAAACCGCCCGACUCACCCUUACUUCAGGUCCCGAUCCUCCCGAUUUUCUCCCGAUUUUUGAGUUGAUUUCAGAAGAAACAACGCAGGAUUUGACCUUCAUCUCGACUCCCAAGCAGCAAAAUGCGGAAGAAGGCAAGGAUAUUCUUCUGGAGUGUCUGGCGACGUCGAAAAAUCGGCCCGAAGUUCGGUGGUUAGUGAGAGGGAAAGGAAAAAAGGCAUAGCGACACAAAAAUUGACUCAAAGACACAAAAAAGGGUCUAAAAAGACAAAAAAUGACCCAUAGGACACAAAAAUAACUCAAAAACGGAUACAGGGGCACAAAAAAAAAACCCAAAAGGCCCAAAAAAGUGGCACAAAUUCACAAAAAGUACCCAAAAACGCGAAAAAAGACCCAAUAGACGCAUAAAAAAGACUCAAAAACUCAAAAAAAUACACAAAGACACGAAAAACCAAAAAAUGACCCAAAGACACGAAAAAAUGAACCAAAGACACAAAAAAUACACAAAAAAGUUACAGGGACACGAAAAAAUGACCCUAAAGUCGCAAAAAGACAAAAAAUGACACAGGUAUACAAAAAAUGCCUCAUAAGUGGCGCAAAUAAGACCCAAAAGUCGUAAAAAUACCUAAAAGACACGUAAAAAGACCCAAACUCAAAAAAAAAAGACACAGGGACACAAAAAAUGACCCAAAUACACAGAAAGGAAAAAAAGACCUCAAAAAGACAAAAAUAAUAAUUUUACGUCUGAAUUUCUUGUAGGACCUGAAAAUUAGACAACUAGAUCCAGUUUUGUACGCUGAGUUCAACCUCAAAAAUUUCCAAACAGUUCUAUGAAAAUUGAUACGGUAAUACUCCGUUCAAAACUCUUUUUGAGUUAUUUUAAGAAGUAACUUUUUGAGCUUUUAAGUCGUUGAAAAAUUAAAAAGAUCAUUUUCAUAAGUGCGCAGUAAAAACUUCAUGCACAGCCAAAGUCCAAACGACCUCAAACAGGCCUUAAAAGAAUAGUCUAAAGUUCCUUUUUGACUUCCCAAAAAGGUGUCAGAAGUUUCUUGGAAUCUACUUCUUCCCGCCUUAUUUCUUUACCUUAAAAUUUAUACAAAGUCCAAACCGUCUCAAAAAGGACUUUUGGAAAAGAAUGUCUCUAAAAGGCUUCAAAGGUACCUUCUUUCUAGACUUUUUUCUGAAAAGGGCCUUUUAAGGAGGAAUAAAAUAAUGAGGCGAGGAAAAAAAAAAAUGAAGUUCCGAGAAACCUUUUUAGGGACUCAAAAGAGAAGCUUUAGACUCUCCUCUUUAUGGUCGUUUAAAAUUUUCCUCGUUUAGAACCCGUCUUCGGGACUUCAACCUUUCCAGUUUACUAGGAAUUGAUGUUUUUUGAAUAAUGUCUGCCGUCUUCUAGGCUGAAAGACUCCCGACAAUUAGUUGUCGAUGGAGCGCAUGUGCGUCGAGUUGGAAUUUCUUCUCUUCUGAUCCGCGCGGCGACCGUUGAGGACAGUGGGCUGUAUACUUGUCGGGUCAGCGAUCCGCUCGACUCCCUGGAUAAGUCUGUGGCCGUUUCUGUUCAAGGUAUCGCAAAAAUGGAAUUUCAGAUAGCUAUGUGAAUUUUGGAACUCUUUGAUAUUUAUUUUACUGGGGUACAUAGAACAUUAGUUGCUAUUAAAGGGACAUAGCUACAGAGAAAAAUUUAGGAGGGCCAGGAAAUCCAAGGUUUUAUAUCUCCUUAGGGUUCAGAUGUAUUUUUAAGCUCUCUGGAUCUAACCAAAGACUUUUUGAGACCUUUUAGUAGAGUUAUAACGACUUGAACUUAUCAUUUUCAAGGAGAAAAGGGAUUUUUGACCUUUUUAGGCGUUAAAAUGACAAAAAGUGUGACGUCUGAGCCAAUCUCUAGAAAAUUCUUUGUUUUUCUCCUUUUUAGGCCUGAAUUUCAAGGAAAUAUUUUUACCUUUUAAGAAAUCAAGGAAAAGAAGGAAUAGUUUGAAAGUCUUCCACAUCUAUAGCUUCAUCCUAAAGCAAGUUAAUCCAUCAUUUAUCCAAUCAAUCACUCAAUCAGUCCUCUGUUUCGUACACACGUCGGACAAAUUCUGUUGGGAUGGGGGGAGGGGGAAGAAGGGAAAUGUUAGAUCAGUGGACUGGAAAAAAAGUUGGGAUUGUUCGAAUUUUUUUAGAAUCAUUUUUUUCUGGUAUCAAGUCGAUUAGUUGUUAUAUCAGCAUGAGGAUUUUGAAGAAAAAUACGAUUUUUGAAAGUUUUUGAUGAUUUUUUGAUGUAAAAUGGAAUCAUAGUUGUAUCAGCAAGAAGUCUUGGAAAAAUUGGGAUUUUUUGAACUUUUAAAAUCAAUUUACAACGUCAAAUCAACAGAGGGACUUGAAAAAAGUUGGAAUUUUCGGUUUUUUAAAAUUAUUUUUGGUGUCAAAUCGUAAUAUUGUUAUAUCAGCAUGAGGAUUUUAAAUAAACAUUUGGAAUUUUCGGAAGUUUUAAUCAUUUUUUUGGUGUCCAAUUUAAUCUUUAUUACAUCAGCAUGAGGAUUCGCAACAAAAAUACAAUUUUCGGAAAUUUUCGAUCAUUUUUUGAUGUAAAAUCGGCAGGAGGACUUGAAAAAAGUUGGAUUUUUCGGGUUGUUUGAUCAAUUUAUAGUUUUUUUUUUAUAUAAGGUAUCAUUGAUGUAAUUUUCAAUAGGCUAGCACUUUGAAAAUUUCAAAAAAUCGAGUCAAAAUUAACUUUUGAGAUGGGUUAGGUACAAAUUUCUGACUUAAAAAAAUCAUUUUUUUGAAAAAAAUUGAGAAAAAAAGUGAGAAAAAAAUGAACGUUUUAGAGCUUAAAAAAAUGGUUGAAAGUCAUGAAAUUCACCUGAAAAAUUAGAAAAAUUCAUGUAUUAAUGGUCAUUAUUUGAGUCGAUAAGUGACUAUUUCAGAAGAGAAAUUUUUCAAUUUUUUUGUUAAAAAAAUAUUGAAAUUUGAGGUGAAAGCUUAAGAUAUUUAUAGAAUUUGAGGUGAAGCUUAAGAUAUUCCAUAGAAAUUUUCUACUAGUACUCAUUUAUUCAAGAAUUUCAUAAAAUUUUGGUUAUCUGAUGAAUUUUCAGCUUCCCCGCACAUAACCACGAGACCACAGUCGAAAAUUGCCCUAGAAACGGCGGAUGUUGAGGUUUUUUCCAUUUAAAAUAUACAGAAGAAGGAAUUAUACAGUUGGAAUGCCUGGCCUCCGGACAGCCCCCCGCCAAAGUUUCCUGGUACAAAAAUGGCGAAUCGAUCAUCGCCAGCGAAUAUUUCGUCGUCGAGCCCAAUAAGUGGGUACUUUUCAAGCUUCUGUUGGUUUUUAUGGGAUAAAUGAGCUUUCCCAAUGGAUUUGGAAAACUCCCGACCGCACUGGGAAUGGCUUAACGCGUUGCGGUCGCCUUAUGAAGCUUCGUUUUGAGAUGCUGACGAGCGCAAGCCGAUUUUGGUCGGGCGCAAAUUCAAAAUAAGCCUUGAGCCAUUCCCCAUGCGACCAAGAGAACGCAACGCGUUGCGGUCGCGCUGCGUUCCGAGUUCCAAGGCUUGUCUUUAGAUGCAAAAAAGUGCAAGCCGAUUCUGAUCGGGCGCAAGUUCAAAUUAUCCUUUGAGCCAUUCCCCACGCGACCAAGGGCCCGAUAAGAUUCUUUGAUUAACUCCGUUCAUAACGACUAUAAAUCCUCUGGUCGCACUGGGAAUGGCUUGACGCGUUGCGGUCGCGCUGCGUUCCGAGUUUCAUGGCUUGCCUUUAGAUGCCAAAGAGCGAAAGCCGAUUUUGGUCGGGCGCAAAAUCAAAAUAAGCCUUGACCCAUUCACCGUGCGACCAAGGGCCCGAUUAUUUCAAGAAUUGGCCCAAAAAUUUUUUUGGUUGCAUUGGGAAUGACUCAAUGCGUUGCGUUGGAUGCCGUUGAGCGCGUUGAAAAUCAAUAUAAGCCUUGAGCCAUUCCCCAUGCGACCAAGGGCCAAAUAAUUUCAAGAAUAUUCUUGAAAUUAAAAGAAAAAUCAUGACAAAUUGAUUUUUUUGAGGAUUUGUUCUCAGAAAAGGAUAAAAUACGUGUUUUUUUAAGGCAUUUUUUUCCCAUUCAGAUUACGAAUCCUGGGACUCGUUCGGGCGGACCAGGGCGUUUAUCAGUGUCUGGCCGAAAAUGAAUACGGCAGCGAGCAAGCUUCUUCUCAGCUUUUGAUCGAUGCUGCAGGUUCUUUUUGCCCCUUUUUUUCAAAUUUAAAUUUUGAAAAAUUUCGGUUUUUAAAUUAGAUUCCCGUUUCAGACUUUUUAUCUAUCCUUAAUUUUUCAUUUCAACCUGCUCCUCAUUUUUGGUGGUAUGAAAUUUUCAAUCCUGUCCUCAUUUUUGGUGGUAUGAAAUUAUUUGUUAGUAAAGGUUUAGAGGAAAAAAAAGAGUAAGUGCGCUCUAUUGACAAAUGUAGGUCGCAAAAAGGUUUUUCUGUGGAAUUUCAGAGUGUUCCCUAUAGGGGCAACCUUAGGGGCCCUUGGAGGCCCUCUAGGGACCACUAAAGAUUGAAAAAGUGGCCCCUAUAGGGGUACUGCUGCUCGAUAAUGGUUAUGAACUCUGAGCGAAGAAGCAUUUCCAUAGGAAAAAUUGAAAACAUAAGCUUUUUUUGAAUGAAAUAGAGAGACCCCUAUAGGGUCCACUUGAGCUUUAGGGGUUAAGGGGUCAGACCCUGAAUCCCUAUAGGGACCACUUAGAUUUUUCCCCUUUAGGGAUCACUUUUUCGUCUCCUAAAAAAACCCUAUAGGGACCGCUCUGUUUGGUGAUUAUUUGAAAAAAAGAUUCCAAGCUAAAAAAAAAUCUUGGAGUCUGACCUGUCUGCGCUCUCUCUUCCCUCGCCGCCGAGGUCAGAGAAAAAUGAAAAUAUCAUGUAAUUAUGAGAGAGUUUUGCCAGACAAUAACUGGAAACCAUGACAGAUCCGAUGUCAACCUCAACUCGAAGGCUUUUUUUCCCCGAAAAACCGCCAAAAGUUUCCCUUCCAACUAGUCAGCGGCCAUUUGCUGAUGGUUUGUUGGUCUUUCGGCUGAAAAUUAACUUUUUUCUUUGGUUUUUCUAACGUUUUUUCCUCCACUUUUGAGUUCAAAAAGACAGGAAUUUUGAGCCUGAAAAAAAGGACUUUUUUCACGGCUAGUGCGCUCCAUUGAGAAAGUCCCUUCAAAUGAGCAGAAAAUCCUGAAUUUUGAGAGAUUUAUCCGUGGAGCACACAUGUGCAUAAUCACUGUGGCUGGAAUUUCCAUUCUUGAAAAAAAAUUUUUUUUCGAACUUUUUUCCACCACAUUAGAUACCGGGGGUCCUUCUUAGGGUAAAAAAAAUAUAUCGGAAUUUCCCCCAUAAAAAAAAAGUUUUUGACGUUUAGUGCGCUCCAUUGAAAACGUUUUCGUGAAAUGACAAGAAAAUCCUGGAUUUUGAUAAUUUUGUCGGUGGAGCACACAUGUGCAGAAUUAAUGUGGCUGAAAAUUCCAUUUAUUUUAUUUUUUAUAUUUUUUUAACCCUUUCUGCAUUUUCUGAAUUUUUUUCGAUGACAAGUUUUUUUCACACGAGUGCCCCCCAGUGUUCUGCUAAUCACUAACAGUCUUUCUGAGUUUCUUUGUAUUUUAAUUUUUAAUUCGAAACUGAAGUUGGGAAAAAAACGGCUUUUUUUGAUAUUCACAUUUGAAAUUUCAUCAGAAAAAUAAUAUUUUAAGAUUUUGUUUUUUUGAGAACGAAACAUUAAUAAAAUUCCUUUUUUUGAAAAAAACCUUUAAAAAAAUUAUUUGAAACGUAUGAGAAGUUGGUGUUACGGGCAUUUUUGAAAUUCUAGAUUCGUCAAUUUUUUUUGAAGGAGAGCGUGGAAAAAAAUUAUUUAAAUAUUAAAAAUCACCUUAUUGAUUUUUUUGAGAAGAGAUUGUAUUUAAAAAUAUUGGUUUUGAUGAAUUUUAACCGUUUUUUUGGUGGAAAGUUGGUUUUAACGUGUUUCUUUGCUAUUAAAAAAAUGAACCUAACUAUUUUUCCGAUGAUUUUCAAUGAUUUAUAAGAACUUAUUGGGUUUUUCUUAGUUGAAUUAGAGAAAUCAGAUUGAAAAAUAUGAUUUUUAAUGAACUUAAUUUGGUUUUUUUGAGUGUUUCUUUGCUACUAAAAAAAGAACCUAACAUGAUUUUGAAAGUUCUCCAGAGAAAAAUAAGUGAUAUUUUUUUGAAGAUUCCUCGUCUCUCGCCGCUUCUUCAGGACAACCCGUCGUUUCUUCGCCGCCCCUCGGCUUGAGAACCACUUCUAUCGGUAUUUUAUUCAUUUUUUGAAUGUUUUAUCCUGUUUUUUAAUGUUCAGAAUGAGCAUCAUUUAAUUAAAAUAAGUUAAAAAUUUCUAUAAAAAUCAUUUUUGGGACUUUUUAAGAGCUUAGAUCAUUUUUUUUACACUUUGGGACUUGAAAAAAACCAAUAAAAAGUUAUUCGAUGCUUUAAUUUUGAGAUUUUUUUCGGAAUUUUCGUGAUAUAAAUAUAUUGGAAAUGUUUUUUUGCCAACCCCUGAAAUUACUGAAACUGAGAAGUCAUGAAAAAAAGAGAAAAUGCAUUUUUUUAUCACUAAAGGAUGGGAUUUUUGAUAAGUUAUGAUGGAAAAAAAUCGAAAUCAGAUCGAAAAAUCGCGUUUUUUUCUACAGGAUCUGCAACGUUUAGACAUUUUUUUUCUUUGGAAACUAGAUCUCUUUUUUUCAAAUUUUUCAUGAUGAAUAUUAUUCAUUUCAGCUUAAAAAAAUAUGUAAAAAAAGUAUUUUUUUUAUAGAUGAAAAAUAUAACAAAAAAACCAAGCUUUAAGAGUUUUCUAAGGAUCUUCAGAAGAAUUAUUAGAACUUUUUGAAAGAAAAUUCAAUUUCCUAACUUCAAAAAUCGACAUUUUUCCAGGAAGCCGGUUCAUCGCGUUGGUUUGGGACAAGCCUCUUGAGGGAAAUGGAAAUAUCAUGAGAUAUCAUGUCUUUUUCCGAGAAGCUGACAGCGAUCGGUUGGUUUUAAACGGAAAAUAGGUUUUCAGAAGGUUUUAGAAAAUUUUUAGACGAUUUUAAAUGCUGGAAAUGAAAAAUGAGGAAGGUAUCUUGUUGGAAACUAAAAAAAAUAUAAAAAGUUAUAAAAAAAAGCUUACCAGGAGACCCUUAGAAAAAUUUUGAACCUAGAAAGGCAGAAAUGGGAAAGAUACUUCAUCUUAAACUACAAAAAAAAGGAAAAUCGAAUAAAGAGUGGAUUUUAUAAAAAAACAAUUGGUAAAAAAAUAUGUUUUAUCAAAAAAAUAACUGUAACAAAAAUUGAGCGCAUUUGAUGUUUUUUUCCAGAAUAUAUUUUUUUAAAACUAUUAUUCUCACCAUUAAUUGAAUUUCCGACACCGGAAGAAAGGUUAGGAAAAGUUUUAUAAGGCAAAUGAUCCUUUUUGGAAACUGUUUCAGCUGAAUUUUUUUCAUCGAUUUUCAAAAAAAUUUAAUGUAGACAUUGUAAAAAAAUCCCAUUGGAAGCCUUUCCUUGAAGCUUCUGAUGAACUGCCAAAGUUUAUUUCAAUGUUUUUCCAGGGAACGAAUGAUGAACUCGUCGACUUUAAGUGUUACAAUCACUUCCCUGCAACCCUCAACGGCCUAUAUUCUGCGGGUUGCCGCAGAAAAUGAAGCCGGGAUGGGAAAAAUGAGCGAGCCGCUCAAAGUUUCCACCAAUAAAGAACGUGAGGAGAAGUUUCUGGAUUUCUUUUUCAAAAAAACGAGUUAUAUGAAAUUUCAAAUAAGGCCAGAAAGUUUGGAGUAAAAAAGACACAAAUUGAAAAAAAAAAAAAACGUGACAAGAUUUUUCAAAAGCGAUAUCGCUGGCGCCAUCGUUAAAGUACUGCGUUUUUAGCCGCGUCGGUCUUUUUCUUGGCGCGAUAUCGCGUUUUGCAAAUUUUUAUCAUUUUUUUAAGUGCCUGAGAAAUGCGGGAGAAACGCGAUGUCGCGCCAAGAUCUCGUAUUUUGAAAAUUUUGAAAAUUUGUUUGAAUUGUUUGAGAAAAGCGGGAGAAACGCGAGAGAAACGCGAUGUCGCAUUUUUCGCGCGCGACGCAUUUUGAGAAUUUACAAACUUUGUUUGGAGUGCGUAAAAAGUGCGAGCGAAAUGCGAUGUCGCGCCAAAAUCUCGCAUUUUUCUAAGCACGAUUUCGCAUUUUGGGAAUUUUCAAGUUUUGUUAAUAGUUCGUAAGAAGCGCGAGAGAAAUGCGAUGUCGCGCCAAGAUCUCGUAUUCUUUUAAAUUUUCACAUUUUUUGGGAGUGCGUCAGAAAAGCGAAAAAAACGCGAUGUCGCGCCAAAAUCUCGCAAUUUGAGAAUUUGAAAAUUUCGUUCAAAGUGUGUGCGUGCCCGCGGCUACAAAACGAUAACACUUGCGAUAUCGCCAAUAUUCCGCCAACGAUAUCGCUUUUAGCUCGCGCCGGAAGUUAUCUUUAUCGUGGUUGCAUAUAAGAAAAAAAUGUUCAGAAGCGGUCCCGGGACGUGUCACUUCCUUGAUAGCCACUGCCCUCGGACCACAAACGAUCGAAGUUCGAUGGGAUCCGCCGGCGGGAGGACAACCAGCCCAGCGAUAUCGCCUCUUCUAUUCGCGCGAUCCGCCCGAGGAGAACGACAAGGAAACGCAGAUCACUGUUUGUUCUUGCCGUGAAAAAUAAUGGUCAUAGCCGAUUCUAGACCGCCGCCACUGUCUACACUCUGCAUGGAAUGGACAAAUACACGAGUUAUUUGGUCCGAGUCGAGGCGGACGGAGAAAAUGGCAGUGGGCUGAGCAGUGAGCUUGUCAAGGUACAGGGAAAGUGUGAAAAAAUCGCCGCGAAAAAAAAAAAUGACGACAAGAAAAAAAAUGGUAUAGACCUGGAGGGUAUAGCCGCCGUAGGAAAAAUUAAUGAAAAAUGAGUUGUGAAAAAAUAGCCGCGGCUUCCGCGCUCCACGGCUAAUUUUGAGCCAAGAAGCUGGAAAAUUCUAGUUUUUUACCUGAAAAAAGAUGGUAUGAAAAAAUAGCCUCGUUAGUCUUCGAUUUCGCGCUCCACGGCUAAUUUUGAGCCAAGGGACGAGGAAAUUCUAGUUUCAUUAGUACCAAGUUUACAGUGCUUCAAGAUUUUCCUAACAAGCUGUGAACCAAAGAAAAAUCGUUUAAAAAUCCCUAAAACUACAAAAAUCUGCAAGUUAGCCUUGGAGCUCAUUUACACCAAAAAAGACGGCUGUUUUUGAAUAUUCAAUAAACUGAUGAUGAUAAGGAUGAAAUAUAUUUUGCCAUGAGACACAAAAAAGGAUGUUUCAGUUUUUGAUUUUUCCAGGUGAGAACCUUCUCCGACGAGCCUUCUCUACCGCCCCAAAAUAUCAAUGCGGAAGCCGAAUCUUCAACAAGUAUCAAGGUCACCUGGUCCCAACCGGAGGAUGAGACCGUCAAUGGUGAAAUCACCGGAUAUCGGUCCGUUUUUGAAGAAAAAUGGGAAAAAUUCAAAUGCAGGAGUGGAAACUGUACUAUACUAGAAAAGUGCAAAAGUACUCAAAAAGAGAAAUUUUUUGGGAUUUUUCGGUUCUCAAGUUCUGUAAGAAUCAGUAUAGCCAAUUCACGGGAGGCGUGGCCUGUCUGUUUUUGAAGAAAAAUUGAAAAAAUGCAAAUUCAGAAGUGGAAGCUGUACUACACUAGAAAAGUGCAAAAGUACCCAAAAAACGGAAUUUUUGGGAUUUUUCGGUUCCUAUUCAUCCCAAGUCCUAUAAGAAUCAGUAUAGCCAAUUCACUGGGGGCGUGGCCUGUCUGCGCUCUCCACCAUCCAGACACUAUUUCUUUCCUUAUCGUGUCAGGACCCGUUUUUCGUAGUUCAAGCUAUACUUUUAACUAACUUCAAAAUGUUUCUUAUGAUUUCCCAUUUUCAGGCUGAAAUACAAGACGAAGGCUCGUGGAAGCAAGGGAAAUACUCUGGUGAUCGACGCGAAUGUCCACGAGUACACGAUGGCCGGAUUGGAGCCCCACACUCAUUAUCUGAUCCGGAUGGCCGUCGUUAAUCAUGUAAUCACUUUGUGACGUCAUGUGAAACAAGCGUGAAAAACAGAAAAUAUUAAAGGCGCAUGUUCAAUGAGUUAUGAGACGGAUCGUUUCUCAUUUGAAAAAAAAAAAACGCAAUUUUUCUCGUGCCGUGUUCAAAGUGAUUCCGCGAAAUUCAAAAUAGCCGCCAAAGAUUGAAAAAUAAAACUGAAUUUCGAAAAUUCAGAGAUGAUUUUAAAUUUCGCGAAAAUCAUUUCGAACACGGAAUGUGCGAGAGCGCCGCAGUGCAUGCACACUAAACACUGAACUUCACGGAAACAAUAAAAAAAAACGCCAUGUCCCAAAGUUCCAAAAAUCAAGAUUUCUGUCCCUGGUUUCUCAUCCAUUUUUCCUGUUCCUUGACUAGAAAUUAUCCAUUUAACAAGGAAAUUCCUUUUUUUUUCGCCGAAAACUUCUUGAAAAGUCUAACCUGCAAAACUUCUUAGUUUUUGAGAAAACAAGGGCUGAAAGCUUGGAAAUAGCUCCUAGCAGGUUGAGGCUUUUAUCUGAAACAUCAACCGUCAAAAAACCCUUGUGAACAAAAAAGAAGGUGUUGUUUCAGAACGGAACUGGCCCCUACUCGGAUUGGCUCUCCGUAGAUACUCCAGCUCAAGACAAGGAAGAGCGACUUCUAAGCGCCCCGAGAGAAAUUCGGCCUCACGCCGGAAUGGACUACAUCGUCAUUUCUUGGCUCCCGCCAGCCGAUGAGACGAAUCUCGUCAGGGGGUAUCAGGUUAGUAUUGCUCCAGAAGUCUGAUAUCUGAAAAGAUACGGUAUCUCAAAAGUUUUCUACAGUAACCUCUAAAACAGUCGUAAAUUUCAUUACACAUCGUUCCGCCUAGAUGUUAGUCAGACAAAAAAGUACCGUAACCCAACAGUGCUCCACAGUAACCCAUGAUGUCACGUACUGUAAAAUUUACCAAAAUCCCAUUACCAAUCGAUUGGUAUACAUAAUGACUGGGAAAAACUGAUUGGUCUUCGAAUACGCAGCUGGUCUACCGUAACCUGGCUACAGUAGGAUCGAAAAUCUUCAAAUUUAGAUUAUUUGGGCUUUGGUGCUUUUUAGAUGAACUGUCUAAAAAAAAAGCGCAAAAGAAAGUACCGUAUCCCAAAAGUUUUCUACAGUUCGUUUAGAUAUCACCUGUCUACCGUAACCUAGCUACAGUAUGAUCGAGAAUCUUCAAAUCCCGAUUAUUUGGGGCCUUGUCGUACCUGACAUUAGUUCAAUGACAUGAAAGUACAAAAGAAAGUACCGUAUUCCAAAAUUUUUCUGCAGUUCGCCUAGAUACUAUUCGUCUACCAUAACCUGGCUACAGUGUGAUCGAAAAUCUUCAAAUUCCGAUUAUUUGGGGCCUUGGCGUACUUACGUCAGUUAAAUAAUCUAAGAACGUACAAGAAAAAAUACCACCUUUCAACCGUAACCUGGCUACAGUAGAAAAAUCUUUCAGAUCGGUUGGGGCCUCGGCGUGCCUGACGUCGAAGUGGAACGAGUUGGAGCUUCGGUGAUGCAGCACAAGAUCGUCCGACUUCAUCCGGGACGCGAUUAUGUCGUCUCCCUCCGCGCUUUUAACAGCCAAGGACAGGGAUUCCCGAUCUAUGAGACUGUGAGGUGAGGAAAUGAUGUCUUGACACGAAAAAUGACUUUUUUGCUCUUGGUUACUGUAUCCAAAGUUUAGAGGGUUCUAGAGAGUAUAGUUAACUUGUUUUUGAACCACAGGAAACUGCUUUGAAAAAGAAAAGUUUCCAUACCAUUUCUGACGUUUGCCUUUAGAAUGUCUGACCUGUCUGGACUCUCUUUUGUCUAACCAGGAAAGAUGAAUGACGAGAGUAAAGAGAGUGCAGACAGGUCAGAGUAUUUCAUGUCGUGAGCUGUAGAGGUUUGACUACGAGAAAUGUAGGUACAGAAUGAAUAAGGUUCAAAGUCGAAAAAAUGAGUCUUGAAGCGAAAAUGACCUUUUUGUUCUUGCUUACUGUAUCCCAAGCUCUAGAGAAUGCGGUCAGCUAGUUUUUGAACCGCGGAAAGCUGCUUGGAAAGUUGGAACAAGCUUUUUUUGUCACACAAAACUUUUUAUGUAUACCAAAAAACUUUCUGACCUGUCUGGACUCUCUUUUGUCUAACCAAGAAGAAGAACAUCGAGAUGAAAGAGGGCGCAGAGAAGUCAGACAAGCUAUAGAAAUUUUUGGCAUUUUAGUGUCAUUUUCGAUGAACUGCGGAAAACUGUAGUGGCCACUCAAGUGGCUCUCCUAGGACUACUUGGAGAGGACACUAAGGUGGCCACUUUAACUUCUACUAUAGAAGUCAUUUUUUUGGGUAGUAGUUUGAGUAGCCUGGUAGUACCUUUCAGACUUCUAAAGGUCCCUAAAGCUCCCAGAAUUGCAAUUUUUCAAGGACCCUGUCCCGAGAAUCGACCCUGAUGACUGAGGAAGAUGAUCACGACGUGAUGCUCGACGGAAACGGGGAUGUCUCGACUCCUCUUGCUGUCAGAGCUGAAACUCUCUCUUCAACUUCGAUCCGAGUUUCCUGGACCGAAAGCGACCAGAACGCAUUCAACACCCUUUACACUGUCCGCUACAGUACCAGGUUGGGUCUUGAGGCGUUCAUUUCAGUCAAAAUUCGAACCGUGUUACUUCUAAAUGACCUUGAAUCUCCACCCCCCAAAAUGUAUCCUAUUCAUUGAAACUUCCUCAGUGUCGACGGCAACCAACAACGCUACGUGAACACUUCGGAAACGUGGGUGACGAUCGAAAGUCUUCGGCCGGCGACCGAGUACGAAUUCGCCGUCAGAUCCGUCGCCGGCGGCUUCAGCACCUGGAGUCUCGCCACUAGGAAUCGGUAGCAACAGAAAUAUAUAGUUCAUGGAAUAAAUGAUCCAGAACGAGCUCCGCGACGCCUUCGUCAGCUCCUAGAGACCUCACGGUCCUUCCGGCGGAAUCUGGAGAUCCUCAUUCGGUUUCGCUCCAUUGGCAGCCGCCCAAGUACGCCAAUGGCGACAUCGAAGGUGAGCAACUACCUGUCUUUCAAAGAAAUUUUGAAAAAAGGAGAAAGUUCGAAGCUUUUACUAGCUUAGUCCUUUCCUUGGACACUUCUGAAUUUUCCAGGAUUCUUUGGGCUUGUAAAAAAUCCAGAAAAGGAUAGGAAUUCGGAAGUUUUCUCUUAAGGGAUUACUUGGAUCUUAGAAGACAGUCCUUGGCCUUUUUCUCAAUAGUUAUUUUCACAAAAAGUGGCCACUUGAGGGUUUUUGUCUUCCAAAGAGACUGGUAAGUGCUCAGUGCUCUUGAAAAUUCAAAGAAAUUGGAAUUUUCCCCUCAAGUGGCCUCUUGGAGCUUCAAGGGUAUAUUUAGAUGAUUUUUUCGGUUUUCUGGAUCUAUCAUUCAAGGUUUUCAGUACUAAAGAUGAUUCAGUUCAGUCAGCUCAAGCUUGAGAAAAUAUUUGUAGAUGGUUCUCACUAGAAAUUCUGAAGUUUCCUCUUAAGUGGUCACUUGGUUCCUUGAUGACAUUUUUAGACGGCCCUUGGCUUUCAAUAGCUUUGGAAAAAAAAAUCAUUUAAGGGGCCACUAUUUGGUAAGAUCUCAUCAAUUCUUGUAAUUUUUAGAAAAAAAAAAGGAAAUUGAAUGUUUCCCCUCAAGUGGCCUCUUAGAGCUUCAAGGGUAUAUACAGAUGAUUUUUUAGGUUUUCUGAAGAGACCCCAGUACUAAAAAUGUUCCUCGAGCUUGGGAGAAUAUUUGAAGAUGGUUAGCCAACUUUUCAGAGUACUUGAUCUACUACACGGACCGUGAGUCAUUGGCCGACAAAGACUGGAUCAUCAACUAUGUGGGCGGCGAGAAAUUGUCCCACCAAGUGAGCAAUCUCCUCCCCAAGGCCAGCUACUUCUUCAAGAUCCAGGCUCGGAAUGAGAAAGGUAUGAGGGGGAAAAGAUCAAAAUUUCAACUUUACAGAAGAAAAAGAUUGAUUUCUUGAGUUUUUCUACCAAAAAGCUACCGUAUGCCGAUUUCGCUUCGAGACCUGUAUUUUUAUCUCAAAGCGCAAAAAAAUAUUUAAAGUAGGAUUUUUCCUGGGCAUUUCAUCACCUUGUCACGUUUUUAUCUACCGAAAAGAAAUAUUAUACUUUUUGUGCAAAUUCCGCUGUGUUUUUGCAUUUUUAGCGGAAAAUAAAAGGUGUACGGUAGCUUUUUUUCAGCUGUGCUUUAAAAUUUUGACCAUCUGAUUUUUUGGGCCAAAACUUUGAGAAUUGAUCAAUUUUUCAACUGACCCAGCGUGUGAAUUUUUUUAAAAUUCACUAUAGGUCCGAAUCUUCGAAAAUUAGAGAGUACUGACAAAUAGGAGGGUGUUUAGAGAAAUAGAAAAAAACUGCUCUCUCAAUUUUGAACGCUCUCUAACUUCCAGCGAUGUAGAUAAAACUGAAACAUUACGAGACGCUUAGGGGGGAGGGGGGUUACGGUAGCUGUUUUUUAGCUGUGUUUUAAAAUUUUGACCAUCUGAUUUUUUGGGCCAAAACUUUGAGAAUUGGUCAAUUUUUCAACUGACCCAGCGUGUGACUUUCAGAAAUUGAGAUACGCUCAAAAUCAAAGUUAGAGAGCACUGAAAAACAGGAGAGCGUUCAGAGAAAUAGAAAAAAACUGCUCUCUCAAUUUCAAACGCUCUCUAACUUCCAAAGAUGUAGGCAAAAUUGAAAAAUUAAGACUUUUUACUAUGUCCCAAGCGUGACCCAACCAAGGCCCAACUUUCCAGGCUACGGCCCUUUCUCGGCGACCCACGCCUACACUCCGUCUGGCGGAGUCGUCCUUUCGGAUUCCGCUUCGAGAGAUCGAAAUUCGAAAACGAAGGGAGCUGGAGGGUUCUCGGCCCAUUGGCAGAACCUCGGAGAUUUUGUAACCAAUAAUUUUCCACUGGUCAUUGCGGUCGCCGCGAUUCUGGUCGCCUGUCUUCUGGGAUGUGUCCUCGUCUUUGUCUGCUGUCGGAAGAGGUUCGGUUUUUGGGCUUCUUGAUUUUCUGUGGAUGGAGAUUUGGUAGACUUUCUGUAGACUUUCUGUAGAUCGUUAGAGUAGGAAAUUCAGAAGUUUCGAGAAAUAUUUUUAAACUGGUUUUAGGUUUUUAGGUUUUCAUAUGAAUGAUAGAAUAGCUUGAAGAAACGACAGAGUGGUCCCUAUUGUAGUUAGGAGAAAAGACAGCUCCUCUAAGGACGAAAAAGUGGUCCCUAUAGGGGCUCACAUGUCAGGAUCUGACUCCUUAGCUCUAAAAAAUUAAGUGAUCCCUUUAGGGAUUAUGGGAAAAAUACUGCCCUUAAGGGACAAAAAAGGGUCCCUAUAGGGGUUUGGAUCUGACAUCGGAGACCCUAAAGCUCAAGUUAUCCCUACAGGAGUUAGGGGAAAAGACAGAUACUCUAGAGACGAAAAAGUGGUCCCUAUAGGGGCUCACAUGUCAGGAUCUGACUCCUUAGCUCUAAAAAAUUAAGUGAUCCCUUUAGGGAUUAUGGGAAAAAUACUGCCCUUAAGGGACAAAAAAGGGUCCCUAUAGGGGUUUGGAUCUGACAUCGGAGACCCUAAAGCUCAAGUUAUCCCUACAGGAGUUAGGGGAAAAGACAGAUACUCUAGAGACGAAAAAGUGGUCCCUAUAGGGGCUCGAGAUCUGACCCCUGAAUAUUGAUAUUUCUCAAGUUGAGCUAUGAAAAAAGUUUUAAGCUAGCAAAUUUCAUUUUUUUUUUCUUUACCUUUACCCUCUUUUUAAGUACUAGAACCGUUAAUAAACCCCUACCAAAUCCAGAUCGAAGAAUGGCUACACCUCUGGCAAGAAGACGAGCACGACGAAUCAUGGAGCUGGAGGACCGGCAACCGAUUUGUGGAUCAAUCCGAAUGGGACUCAUAUGAGGGCUGGAGGUUCUUUUUUCUUCAUAUUUGUAUGCCUGACCAUUUUACAACUUUUUCAAACCUUCUCGAUUUUCUCAAAAAUAGUCCUUCUUUGCGAUCUCUGCGGGUCUCUCAUGUUGACGUGCUAUUUUCAUGUUUCUCUGACCUCACCGGUUUCAGAAACCAGUCCGCAGUUUAGAGAGCACGGUGAACUUGGAGGGAGCAGAAUAUUACUCUCCUCGUUCUAUACACUGUCUAAGGAUCUGCGCGCAUAGAGAACACGGUAAACUUGGAGGGAGCAGACUCUCCACGUUUCACACACUGUCUAAAUAGGUCCUCAGACAGUUUGUAGAACGAGGAGGGUACAUGUCUGGUCCUUCCAAGAUUGCCAUACUCUCUAAUGCGCGCUACCCUGCCUUUUUUCUAACGAGGUGAGGGAACAGAGAGACGCAGACACUCGAAAAUCAUCCAUUUGGUGACAAGCUUGCGCCCGAGUCAUUUUGCAUGUCGAUGAUUCGAAAUUGCUUCAGCUUCCGACUACAUGGUCGAUGGCCUUGCAACCGCGCACCUCACUGCCGCUGCCGACGUUGAUUCGCCGCCACCACGCUAUCAACACGUUCAAGGUACUGUAUAAUAAGCUUGGAACGCCCAAACUUAGAUUUGAGCCAGAAGUUUCAAUAUCCAGGGUGAAGAAAAGGAGUAGGUUUCAAGAAAAAACGCUUAGAAUCUUUCAAAUCCUCGAAAAGCUGAUUCUGCACACCAAUUUAUGUAUUUUGUCUUCUGGAAAGCUUAGGAAGCCCUUAUGAUAUCGCUGAACCGAUUCAAUCUCUUUCCUUGGUUCAAAUCACUUUUUAAAAAAUCGAGUCCAUUCACAAGCACUUGAAAAUUUUAAAGGCGCAUAGAGGUCUCAAAAAAAUGGCCUGCGCCUUUAAAGUAUUUCACGAAUGAACUUUACUGUAUUUUCUAUUGCCCAUUCCCAAAAGCCCUAAAAAUUUAAAGGCGCAGGGAGGUCACUGGAAAAUGGUCUGCGCCUUUAAAGACCUCUGAGAGCUGUUAUGAAUGGACUAUACUGCACAUUCCUCUAUUUCCUUGGUUCAAAUCACCCGGAAACUUGCAAGAUGUAAAUGGAAGUUUAAAGGCGCAUGAGGGAUCUUCAAAAUAUUUCGUUUAAUACCAUGCGCCUUUAAAAAGUUCCUAAAGCUUCCGUGAUUGUACUAUAAUGAACUUUCCUCUGUUUCCUUGGUUCAAAUCCUUCCAAAACAAUCGAGUUGAUUCACAAAGGCCUUUGGAAAUACUAAAGGCGCAGGCAGGUCGUGGAAAUCGCCCUGCGCCUUUAAAAAGUUCAGAAAGCUAUUGUGAUUGUACUAUACAGAUCUUUCCUUUGUUUCCUUGGUUUAAACCACUUUUUAAAAAUCGAGCUUAUUUACAAAAGCACUAGGAAAAUUUAAAGGCGCAGGGAGGUCACUUAAAAAUGGUCUGUGCCUUUAAAAACCUCUGAGAGCUGUUAUGAAUGAACUAUGUUGCAUUUUCCUCUGUUUCCUUGGUUCAAAUCCUUCCAAAACAAUCGAGUUGAUUCACAAAGGCCUUUGGAAAUAUUAAAGGCGCAGGCAGGUCGUGGAAAUCGCCCUGCGCCUUUAAAAAGUUCAGAAAGCUAUUGUGAUUGUACUAUACAGAUCUUUCCUUUGUUUUCUUGGUUUAAACCACUUUUUAAAAAUCGAGCUUAUUUACAAAAGCACUAGGAAAGUUUAAAGGCGCAGGGAGGUCACUUAAAAAUGGUCUGCGCCUUUAAAAACCUUCAAAAGCUGUUAUGAAUGAACUAUACUUCACUUUCCUGUUUCUUCGGUUCAAUUCACUUUAAAACAAGCAAACUCCACGCUUCUCCGUUGCCCCAACUACAGAGCCGAGCCAGCAAGCGAGAGCCGCCCUCGAGGGAUCCCUUCACGAGGACGUGCGCGUCUCCCUCGAAAGGGCGCACCCCCACCAUCUGCCGAGCCGCUCCCCGAUGCGACAGUCGUUGUCCUCCUAUGGGAAAGAGGACCUCGCCACUUGUCUUUCUCCGACUUGUCCCUUCGUGACAAAUCCCGCCGUCGUCUCCCCUAGUGUCAACCCGAAAUUCAGUAGGUGUUGUGUGGUCCUCGUCUUGCUGGAUUUUAUAGCCUGGAAAAAUUAGCUUGUUAGGGAAAAUGCGCUCCACUGAUAAUUUUUUUUUGUGAGCUUCUCAUUUAGACCGGGCGUGCUCCGGACGUUUCUGAGAAUUUCUAGGGAUCACGGCUGAGAAUUCAAAUUUGAGUUUUUCGCGCCAUUAGCCUUGGAGCGCACUUUCAUUGACGAGUUUUCGAGGCUAUUUUGUGCUAGCCUGGAAAAAUGAGCUGGGUUGGGAAAAUGCGCUCCACGGCCAACUUUCGGUGAAUUUUGACACUGGUAACGCAAACCGGACGACUCUUGAACGUUUCAGACCCAUUUAGUGAUCCCUUAAGUGCACUGACGAAGCUGAGAAUUCAAAUUUGAGUUUUUCGCGCCACUAGCCUUAGAGCGCAAUUUCAUUGGCGAGUUUUUCAAGGCUAUUUUCCAGCUUUUUUCGGUUUUUUUUUUUUCUCCUUCUUCUCAAAUCUACUGGUGGUUUUCUCUCCGUGGUCCGUUUUGCAUGAUUUUUCUAAGGUCUGGAAUUUUUUUUAACGACUAUCUAACCCUUCUACGCUGUUCCAACACAUUUUUUGAAUUAUUUGAAAAUCGCGAGUUCUAAAAAAAAUCUCUAACAUUAUUUUCACGUCAAUGGGCUGUUCUAAGUUGCUUUGAGCCAUUCCGCGUGCGACCAGUUUUAGUGAAGGGUUUUUACUAAAAAAUGAAUAAUGACGUUUCAAAAUGGAAUGUUAGGGGUGACGAUUUGGGGAUGUACCUUUUUUUUAACUACUGAAUAAUUUUAUAACUUAAUCUUCACGGCUUGGAACGAAAUUCUCAGUUCAUAUGCGAAGCGGUCGCGUUGCGUUUUGGCGCCAUAUCAAAAAUUAUCGCAUUUUUUGGGCUUUUCAGAUUUUUUUUUUGGAGUAAGCUGUCAUAUCGAAUUUCUUUCAAAGAAGAUUUUUUGAGACUUUAUUCAAAGAAUGAUGGUAAUUCCACUAAGCGAUAAUUUUGAAAUGGCGCCAAAACGCUCCGCGACCGCUACGCACAAGAAUUGCAAAUAGCUCACUUUACUGUUUCAAGCCGAGAAUUUUAUUAAAUUAACCCAAGACCUUUUUCACUUUUCACGAAGCGAAAAGGGACUUUUCAGGCCAAGGAACCUUGUCGAGGAGUUAUCAUCAAUCUUGUACGAGUCUCGAGGGAUCGCGACAUCGCCCACCUCAGGUCGUCUACACCGGAACUGGACGACAUCAAGUAAUCCUCCAUUUACCAUACAAAUCCCAACAGAAAUCUUCCAGCCGAUCGCCAAAAUCGACAAUUUCGAGUCGCCCUACGGGUCCUCGUCGGCCCUGGGCUCCUCGGCCACGCCCCCUUUGCCCAUUCAUGCUCCGCCCUCUGGUCCUCCUACUGUAAUCGAUGGGUACCGUACUCUCCGUGGGAAUCCUCCCAACUCGGCCAACGCCUUGAGGUAUAGUCCAUUAGUUCCCGGUUUCAGAAAAUAUACAAAGUUUCAACAAUAUGUUCAGUGUAGUAAAUGCACAAUUGCUUAUGAAUGUCCUAAAAACCUUUUUUACAGUCCUAAAAAGCGAAGUGAUGACUAAAGUGGUUUAUUCGAAGGGACCACUUGAGGUCUUCCAGUUUCGUUCGUUCAUUUUAAUCCAAGUGGCCACUUGAGUGACUUUCUAUUUCCAUGGGGCUUUAGGUGGUCCCUCAAGUGAUCACUUGAGUGAUUUUCGAUUGAAAUGGUCCCUGAAGGAUGAUACUGAAGGACCAUAAAGGCUCAAGUAUCCACUUAAAAUAGUUGACUUCUAAGUGGUCACUCAAGGGAACUCACUGAAGCGGCCACUUGGAUUAAAAUUACCCCUCGACUGUAGAAAGUUUCUCAACUGUCUUCAUUCAAGGGGCCCCUUAAGGGAUCUUCUAUUCCAAUUCAAAAGGGACUUUAGGUUGUCCCUCAAGUGUUUUAUUUCAAGUGACCCCUUCAGUGAUCUUUUUUCCAUUCAGAAAGACGUUGUAGGUUUUCCUUCAAGUGUUUUAAUCCAAGUGGCCCCUUAAGUGAUCUUCUAUUCCCACUGAAAAGAGGCUUUAGGUUGUCCCUCAAGUGAUCACUCGAGUGAUUUUCGAUAAAUCAAGCAUGUUACCGAACGACCGUAAAGGUUAUAGCUCAAGUAUCAACUCAAAAUAGUUGACUUCUGAGUGAUCCCUCAAGUGACUUCUGCAAUUCGCUGACUUGCUUAAGCGAUCACUUGAUUUAAAAAAAGAAUUUUUGACUGUAAAAAAAGCUCAAAACGAAAGACCUUGAGUGGACUUUUCAGAGAAACCACUUAAGUUAUCACUCCGCUUCCAAACCCCUUAAGUGAUCAGAGCGAGUCACGAUUUUAAACCAAAAAUCUUUCCAAACAAAAAUCCCUUAAGUGACCAGUUGGUCAAAUCAAAUUGAUUAGUUUCAUGAAAAAUAAUCAAGAAAAAUGGCUGGAAAAGAAUAUCAUCAAAACGGACUGUUCCAGGUCCUUCACCCAAUUGGCCGGCGUGACUCCGCCCCCUUCCUCUGGGGGUCGUCCGGUCGUCGUCGCUUCCGGCGGCAAACAUGUCCCCGUCGGAAGGGCGACCGCCCAGCCUCGCGUUAACGUCGCCAAUAUUUACAGGUACCCAAAAGCUUCAAGAAAAAAAAAUAAGGAUUUUCAGUCCAUAUGCUUCCUGCUCCUCUGACGCCGAGUCUGAGAAGAAGCACACUGGACCUUCUUCGGCCGCCGGCGAUUUCGAGAUGCGCGAAACGCCGACGAAUGUCCCCAGACAGAGCCCCUCCCAUCCGCCCCCAGAGAGGAUUACGAUGCUCCAGGUAACGUUCCUCAAGUGGGCUCUCAAGGGAUUAAUGGAAAAAAGCCUCUAACUUUUUUGAAAUUCCCCCGAGCACUGGUUAUUACGAUGCUCCAGGUAACGGGCUACGAGUGGACCCUUAAGGGAAAAAUACUUGGCUUCUAACGGAUUUUGAAAUUCCCACGAGCACUGGUAAAUGAAUCGAUUGAUUGGAAACGAGCCCUUUAGAGGUUAUUACGAUGCUCCAGAUUACGUACCUCAAGUGGACUCUCAAGGGGUUAUUGGGAAAAAGCUUCGCCUCUUACGUUAUCAGUACCAAAGGGUAGAAAAUUUUCGAAACUUUCCCCUUCUCAAGAGAGGAUUACGAUGCUCCAGAUGACGUCCCUCAAGUGGACCCUUAAGGGAUUAAUGGAAAAAAGCCUCUAACUUUUUUGAAAUUCCCACUAGCACUGGUUAUUACGAUGCUCCAGGUAACGUCCCUCGAGUGGACACUUAAAGAAUUUUUGGGAAAAGCUUCGCCUCUAACUUUAUCAGUACCAAAGUGUAGGAAAUUUCCAAAAAUUUUCUCGUUCCAAGAGAGGAUUACGAUGCUCCAGAUGACGUACUCCAAGUGGACCCUCAAGGGAUUAUUGAUGUGAAAGCUUCUUAUCUUAUGUUUUUAGUACCAAAGGGUAGAAAAUUUCCACGAGAAUCGAAUCAAAAAAGGUUGGGGGCGUGCUCUUCAGAAGUUACCACGAUGCUCCAGAUGACGUCCCUCAAGUCGACCCUCAAGUUAUUAUUGGGGAAAGCUUCGCAUCUAACUUUUUCAGGAACUUCAUGAAAUUGACGUUGAAAAAAAUCAAAAAAAAAAUUAGGAUCUAAUUAAGAAGCCUAUAUAAGUUUGAAAUAACACUAAAAAGAGACACUUGGGAUUUUGAAUUAUAGGAAAAAAAGUACCAUGCGCCUUUAAAACGCUCAGAUUUUACAACGCGUUUUACAAAAAUGCAUUAAAAAAGUACAUUCUGACGUUUAACUUUAUGGAACCCCUAGAUCUGAAAUUCAUAAAAUGCGAACAUUUGAAGAGGUUCUGGCAGUUCCAAUUGACGCUUAAAAUAAUUUCGCGAAAUUGGAAUUUUGGGAGUGAAAAAGUAGAAAAAUUGAGUCCUACAAGGAGAAUUUUACGCGCGAAACGUCAAAUUUUUGAACUGUAACAAAAAUUUGAAAUUCGCGCGUGAAAGCCACCGUAACAGUCAGCAUAUCGCAAAAUAUCGUUGCAGGACCCAAUUUCUCCAAAAUACCGAACUUGCCUGUUUCGCGUAAUCCUUUUAGAGGAAUUAGUUUUGAAAUCGCCCAAUUCACUUCCAACAAGUCAUUGUGAUUUUUCUAUCAUUUUUUUCAGUUACAUUUGUCAGUUUUCAGACAUCGAACUCGACGGAGGAACUCAACGCCCAGAUGGAGAAUCUCGACACGAUGAUCGACGAUUUGCAGGCCUUGCAGCACGAAUUCGGCGUCGCUUCUUGA
This is a messenger RNA of Caenorhabditis auriculariae, 35759 nucleotides long. The record is from the annotation of a GenBank genome assembly. NCBI's taxonomy places the organism in Eukaryota, Metazoa, Nematoda, Chromadorea, Rhabditida, Rhabditidae.